AUGAGUGGGAUCUGGCCGUUUUUCAACUCGUCGUUCUCCAACGCCACGAUCAACAAGAUCCUCGCGGAGAUAGACUUGGAUCAGCAGCAAUUGGGGCUCAAGAUGUCCGAUUCCUCGGCCUCUGACCAGUUACCGUCGUCUCCGACCAACCUGACAGCUUCCAAGCUCCUGCAAACCAUCCAGGAAAACGAUCAUCUACAACAGUCUCGCAUGGAGCCUCCUGUUUUGCAUUCCGAGCGCCCGCAUUUAAAUAUCUCGCUGUUCAACAAGCUGAUAGAUCAGCCCAGUUUUCUGGACGAAAUCAGCUUGGCCAAGAACCAGCGGCUCAUCACGUACGUUUCGCAGCCAGAGGUGUUGGAGCUGAUGAUCGAGUACAUUCUGGUUUCCGUGGACUUGUCACGGGACAGGAACGCGCUCGACGCAAGCCACAAUAUUUUCGAAGGUGACAACAACGUGGAGGUGGAAGCGGAAGAAGAAAAGAAACCGUUGGACGUGUAUGAGCGAGCCCUCCAGCGUUCACACACGUGUAGCGACCUGCUGGUGCUUUCGAGCGGCAACACGGUGGCUGUGUUGCUAGGCGAGUCCAAUCUCCUGGAAAAGCUCUGGACAGGGUUCCUGGACAGAGACGUGGACGAGUUCUUCCAAACUCCCAAGGUGUCUCAUAGCGACGACGAGAGUGAGACAGAGCCCGACAGGUCGACGGAGUCUGCGGACUCUGAUCAAUUUGCAUUCAAGCAGAGCCACAACGUCACUCUGUUCAACAAUUUCCUCAAGCUGAUCGACAGCAUCGCCACGGCCAACAUCAACGGACUGAUGAACUUUAUUCGGUUCCAGCAGAAGUCGGCGCUGAUCACAAACCAGUUUCUGAACUUUGUGCCGCACUCGCCAACGAUCUGCGACCUGCUGGUGCGGCUCGUUUCCACAGACAAGCCGUACAACUCGAACGGGCUCAUAGAGAUUCUGGUGGACCAGGAUCUCACGUACAAUCUGUUGAAGUUGGUGAAAAUCCACUAUGCUGACCAUCAGAUCCAGGACAAUCUGUGCAAUCUGCUGAAUGGGAUUGUUGGAAUCAGCUCAAACGUUGGAUUUUGGGACGACUCGACACAGCAGCAGCUGAACGAGUUUGGAGAGCCAUUGGACACCGAGCAGGCCCUGGCUGCUCGCACCAAUAACCCAAACAUCGGGCCGAACGAUCUCACGCGCCAGCUGGUGUCGAAGAAGUGUGUUCUGGAGAUGCUGGACGUGCUUAUCAACUAUGGUCACUAUGGUCUCGUGACGGUGGUUUCUGUGGUGAUCGAGGUGAUCCGCAAAAACAACUCAGAUUACGACGAGUUCGACUGGGUGCAGUCUGUGGAGGCUGUUGCGCUGGAAGAGGCCGAGGACUCGGACUCGGGCGACAAAAGCAGCAGAAACCUGCCCAACUCAAGAGACCCUAUUUAUCUCGGUGUGAUGCUCAAGCUGUUCUCGAUACAUUUGGACGAGAUCAAGGACAACUAUCUCACCGACAAGUACUACAAGCUCAACAAGGUGCCGAAGCUGCAGAGCUCCAUUGGCGACGAAAUCGAGCCGUUGGGGUACGAGCGGUUUAAGGUGAUGGAGCUUGUUGCGGAGCUGUUGCACUGCUCCAACAUGAUUUUGAUGAACAAGUCGCCCAAGCUGGACUAUCUGAUGUACAAGCGGGAUCUCUGGCGGGACGUGAAGAAGACGGAGUCGUUGGUGAUGGAUGCGCUCAAUGACGCGAUCAACGACGACGUCACCAAGCCAAUGGAAAAGAUGAGUUUGGACGGCGACUCAGACAGUUUAUCUCGUGUGGGCGGCGAGGAGUACGUCAAGUUACCUGUUGACAUGUCGAUCGGCAACUUCUUCAAGCUGCGCCUAUUGCAAACGAACAGCGUGCCGUUGGUGAUCCUCAAACUCCACAAGUUUGCGUGGAACAAUUUCAUGCACAACGUUGUUUUCGACCUUGUGCAACAGGUGUUCAACGGGCGACUGGCCAAUUGGGACGAAGACCGCGCCUCGAACCAGGAAGAGACCAAGUACGACGACAAUCUCAGCCUGAACAAAGUUCUGAUCUGGUCUCUGUUUGGUGACUACGACACUUUUGACGUGAAGGAAUUCGACUCUGACGAGGAAUACCCUGGUUUUUUCAACCUACCCAACUACAUUCUUUACUGCUUCAAUCUUUCCGAGGAGUACGAAAGCCACCACGACUUCAAGCUGGGGUAUAUGGGCCAUCUGACGCUGAUAGCCGAGGAGAUCCACAAGUUCCAGAACUAUGUGGAGAACUUUGGCAUGACGCGCGAGGACCAGACGUUCGAGGUGCUCAAGGACGACAACGAUGUGUCGAACCCGUACUAUUUGAAGUCGUCGUUCUAUAUUUUCAACUCGCUGUUCGACAAGCUGUUUGAGAGCACGCAGUUCAACAAGUGGAUCGAAUUCAUCAACUCGCGGCUGAAGGAGAUCAACUCCAUGUACAACAAGGUUCUGGGCAACCCUGCCGAGCUGAGCGACAGUCUCGUGGCCGACGACGACGAGGAGGACGAGAUCGGGUCGACACCGAUGGUGAGCGACCGGAACGUGAUCUUGCUGGACGACGGCAACAACGACGAGUUUCGCCAGGAGCUCGAGGUCAUAGAGGGCGAGGAGCAGGACGUUGACGGUGGCGAUUUGAGGCCCAUGAGAGAUGAUGAAGGUGAUAGAGGGAGACGGAAGUAA
Ogataea philodendri is the source of this 2715-nucleotide messenger RNA. RefSeq lists its product as uncharacterized. Gene Ontology annotation, cellular component: cytosol; nucleus. NCBI's taxonomy places the organism in Eukaryota, Fungi, Ascomycota, Pichiomycetes, Pichiales, Pichiaceae. Gene Ontology annotation, molecular function: protein phosphatase binding; protein phosphatase regulator activity. The transcript has a single exon. The record is from RefSeq and is a predicted model, not a curated record. Bases 1 to 2715 code for a protein of 904 amino acids.